Aspergillus puulaauensis is the source of this 228-nucleotide messenger RNA. RefSeq lists its product as uncharacterized. Gene Ontology annotation, molecular function: hydrolase activity, acting on glycosyl bonds. The record is from RefSeq and is a predicted model, not a curated record. The transcript is spliced from 2 exons. Lineage: Eukaryota; Fungi; Ascomycota; Eurotiomycetes; Eurotiales; Aspergillaceae. The coding region runs from base 1 to 228 and encodes 75 amino acids.
AUGUCUGCCAAUCUCCUCGCAAAUGGAGGCUUCGAAUCCGGCUCCCUCUCGCCCUGGUUCGCCUCUGCCCCUAGCGUUGCUGUCGUUGAAUCCUCCAAUGCCGAAUACACCCCCUACUCCGGCGACUACUACCUCAACCUCCAAACCGCCGUCGGCAACAGAGGCAACACCGUCUCGCAACGCCUUUCGGGUCUCUCCCCAGGCACAAACUACACCGUCUCUCUGUAA